GUAAUACCUCAGUUGCAUUCGUUUUUCAUGAUGGAGAAAUUCAUGACGGGUCGUCCACAGCGUAAUCGUCGACAUAGCAGGUGCGUGUGUGUAUGUGAGUACACAAUGCCGACAUGUUAAAUAGUUUACACUGGAUUCAUUGCAUUCUAAUGAAUAAUUUUAGUAUUUAAAUUGUAUGCAAAUUGCUAAUAAUCGUUUUUCUUGUUAUAGUUGUGCUGUUAGCUAACACGAAAUUUCUAUAUUGGCUGCCUGCUGUUUUGUUCUAACUGGUUGAUUGUAUACUUAAGUGCGUUUUAACUGACAAAUUGAUUUUUGGCAUAAAGCGCAUAAUUUGAAUUCAAUUUGGGUAGCUUUUCUGGCUUUCACAAAUUGAGUAAUACAUUGUUCAUCUUUAAUUUGAGUAAUUCUAUGCAAAUGCAUUGAAAUGUAGUCGUAAGAUCAGCAGCGAAAGCCAAACCAAGGAUCGAUAGUGAAUACGCUACUUUUACACAACUUUUGCACAAUCGGUAACCGGGACGAUCCAGCUUUAUACCUGGCCUAGGAUUUAUCCUCCGGCAGAAUUCCCUUUUCAGUUUUUCUUUAGUUUUAAAAGCUAUAACAAUUACUAAUAUAUCAGAAAAAUUAUUAAAUAAAUAAAUUAACAAAAUACUCGUUUCAGACGUGCCUGGCCACCAGAGGAUGACCUCCAUCAAGCGCGCCUUGUGAAACGGCUUUUUACACCCGAAAUAAAGCGUAUGCUUAAGGACUGGCUUGUGCGGCGACGCGAAAAUCCAUAUCCAAGUCGUGAUGAAAAGAAACGCUUGGCCAAUCAAACUGGCCUAACGUACACACAAAUUUGUAAUUGGUUUGCCAAUUGGCGGAGAAAGCUGAAAAAUUCGGAGCGUGAACGUAGCAAAACAUCUUGGGGUCAUCUUAUUAAGCAUUACAAUACGAAUGCACGUGGCAAUGUGGAACAAUUUAGUAUAUCCUCGGAGGAUAGCAUUUGGGGAGAAGAUGAAUUGCAACGGGAUGGGGAUGGGGAUGAGUACAAACGAAGUGAUGAGGAUGAAUAUGCGAGACGUGAAGAUGGUAUUUCUAGUGGCACUGAAGGGACUGUGAGCUCUUCGGGUGGCGGUUGUUGUUAUAAUAUCGCUGACAGGAGUAGGCCUAAAAUCAGUGGUUUUUUGAAAAAUCAAAUUUGUGAUAAACGAAAUACAAUAACAAAUACUUUUAUUACCGUCCAUGAGCCAACAGCAAGUAAUAGCCCUGAUCACAACACAAAUUCAUGUCAACAAUGGAUGAGUGGCGGCAAACAACACGCUACGGAGAAACCAAUAUCAACCGCUAAUAACGCAAAGUACAAACAGAAAAUGAUGGAAAAGUAUCUGCGCGACACGCGUGAUGCGCAAACUGCAACCGGAAUGCCAGAGCAGUCGGUGCCCGCACACACCAGCCGUGAUGAGCUAAACAAAGCUGGCGUGCACAAUAUUGAUAAUACGGCACUGACAAAAUGGUUGGAGAGUGCAGCACGCUUUACGCCCGAUAAGAACAAUUAUUUUAUCGAAUGGAAUGGCAGAACCGGUAAAUUGGAACGUAAGCAGCGCACAAAGCAACUGCGCCGCGUCACCAUUAUACCAGCCAACUCCAGCAUCCUGCAACGUAAAUCUGCUUAUUCCUGCCCUACACAAUUGGAGCUGGAUGCCGCUGAGGCAUUAGCCAAUAUGGCAUUUAACUGUCGACAGCGAAUGUUGGAUUGCAGUCCUGCCGGUGGUGCGAGUCUGAAGACUGUCAAUGCAAUUAGUUCCUAGUGAUAGCUGCUAACAAACAGUUGCAUACAUAUGUACAUAUGAGAACGAAAGAAAGCAUUCCAGUGUAAAUUUUGGGUGCCAAAGACUAUACGAAAUUAGAUAAAUUUUCAUCACUAACAAAUACCUAGACUAAACGGAGUUCAAAAGACAAGUAAAUGUGUGAAAUGAUCGGGUGAAUAAAGUAAAAUAUGAAUAAAAAAUCUUAAAGAAAUGUGUGUGUAUGUAUUUAAUGUUGAAAUGGGUAAAUAUAGUGAUCAAUUAAAUAAUCAGGCAGGGUCUUCAAUUAUUUGAAUUUUUAAUUAACAGGUAUUGGAAUUCAUUCGGAAGUGAAUUGCAGGACCUGCCU
Molecule: messenger RNA, 2133 nt
Organism: Rhagoletis zephyria (snowberry fruit fly)
Lineage: Eukaryota; Metazoa; Arthropoda; Insecta; Diptera; Tephritidae
Product: iroquois-class homeodomain protein irx-4
Biological process (GO): regulation of transcription by RNA polymerase II; cell development; muscle organ development
Cellular component (GO): nucleus
Molecular function (GO): DNA-binding transcription factor activity, RNA polymerase II-specific; RNA polymerase II cis-regulatory region sequence-specific DNA binding
Source: RefSeq, a predicted model, not a curated record